Messenger RNA from Dicentrarchus labrax (European seabass), 5047 nucleotides. RefSeq names its product PRA1 domain family, member 2 (gene praf2). NCBI's taxonomy places the organism in Eukaryota, Metazoa, Chordata, Actinopteri, Moronidae. The transcript is spliced from 3 exons. The record is from RefSeq and is a predicted model, not a curated record. Bases 29 to 565 code for a protein of 178 amino acids. Gene Ontology annotation, cellular component: membrane.
AAACCAAGUUUAUUACCGUGUAGGAAAGAUGGCAGACGUGCAGCCGCCACCCCUCAGGAGCCUGGAUGAUUUUCUCCUCAGCUCGGCCCGGUUCGCCGUGCCCGACGUGCGCGACCUGGAGCGCUGGAACAACCGCAUCAUCAACAACCUCCUGUACUACCAGAGCAACUACCUGCUGUCCGCACUGCUCCUCCUGCUCAUAGUGGGGUAUUUCCAGCCUUUCCAGUUGUUUGUCGGGGCGACGGUGGUCACCUUGUUGUUCCUGGGUUUUGUCUGGGCCGCCGAGAACCAAGCUACUAUUCGCCGUUUCCGUAGAAACCACCCGUCAGUCGCUGUGUUGGCCAUUCUUUUGGCCAGUUACCUCUUCAUAUCAGUGCUGGGAGACGUUGCCGUGUUCCUGUUUGGGAUAGCCUUCCCUAUACUGAUGGUUCUGGUCCAUGCGUCGGUGAGGCUGCGCAGCCUGAAAAACAAGCUAGAGAACAAACUGGAGAGCAUUGGUCUGAAGAGGACACCCAUGGGACUCCUGUUGGAGGCUCUGGGACAGGAACAGGAGGCCGGAUCCUAGAGAGAAAGAGGAGGAGGAGGUGUGCAGGGGUGGGGGAUAGUUUGGGUACCAUCUGAGGGGAAUGGCAAGAGAAAUAGAUGUGAAGUUCGUGGGAAACGGGAAGAAAGAGAAGGAGAGAAUUACUGCGGGGCAAGAAGAAGAGUAAUAAGGUGAAGUUGAAAGUAAGGAAGAAAAAGGGUGGUUUGGUUUGUACAAACAACCAAUCAGAAGUCACCAGUGAAGGAGGACACCCAUUCUGUGGUCUAAUGGGAAAAGGACAGAUGAAAUGCACAGAAAUCAUCAUAACAAAGAAAUCAUCACUCAUCUGCCAAACCUUGCACUUUAAGCACACAUUGUUUCGUUUCAUUUAUUUUGACAUGAUGCAGUUCUGUCUUUGCACUAAGUGUGCAGUGACGUAGCCAUAUAGCCAUAUUCACAGCUUUGAUAUGAUUUGUAUGAAGUUCUUCUCCUUUGAGUCAUUGUGUAUCUGCACAUUGACUCAGUGAUUCGUACUCUACCUGCCCUCUCCUGUCUGAAUAUUGAUCUGUGCUCCGUCUCAGUGCCUAAGGAGCUAUAACGUCAAUAACGUCAUAAUUAUGCGAGACAGAGUUUUGAGAACAGUUGCAACUUUACGUGAAAAGCUUUGAUGUUUUGAGUAACGGUUGUAAUUUUUACAAGAAACUCUUCUAAACUUUUGCUCUUACAGAAGUACAACUUCAAUAUUAAAUAUUAUGACUUUAUCAUAUAAGAUAAAUGUUUUUUGUGAAGUUACAACUUUAUUUUUGAAGCAUUGUAGCAUUAUGUUAUCUUAUAGAUAUAUUUGGUAAUGUUAUUACUUUUUUAUGUAAAAUAAAACUUUAUUCUUGAAAUAUAGAUAUUUUUAACUUUAUUACCAUAAUUUUUUUCUUGUAAAAUUGCAAUGGUGUUUGAGCAUAUUAUGACUUUUUCUUAUAAAAUAACAAAUUGGUCUCUUAAUGUUAUGACUUUUUCUCGCAAAAAUACAACUGUAUUCUUGAAAUAUGACUACUUUUUCUCAGAAAAUUGCAACUCUACUCUCAAAACCUUUUCUCCCCUCACAGUGGUCCUUAUACUCCAUCAUACAGAGCCCCCAUAUUUAUUUUCUUCCUGCCGGGGUCUCAGUACACACGUCAUACGCACAAUUGUGGAAAGCCAAAGUAUUGAUACUGUACCCUAUAUGUGGUAGUACUUAUUAGCCUUUUAAUUCUCUCAUCAUAGCAAGAGGAACAAAAUAUGAUUAAUGUCGAACCACAGUGUGACAUGCAAGUAAUUAUGUCCAUACUGUAAAUACAGAGCAAAACAGCAAGUAUGACUAAGUACAUACCAAUGUAUCCAACAGGUCCAUUACAGCCCACCACAAGACCACUACAAAAGUAAAUGUCUAAGAUUUAACCUUGUAUUUAUUCUAGCUGCUUCCCUCCAAUGUCUUAAUUUAAAAAGGAUCAAUCGCAUUUUAAUAAUCCAUUUUUUUGUUAAUGAAAGAGGUUAAAGUUGCAGAAGGUGACUUUUAUAAAAAUAACUUUUUGUCAUAUUUGCUGAAAUUCUUACUGUGCCCUGAUAGUAGUACAUGAGACAGCAAAUCUGCAAAAAAAUCUGGUUCCUUUGGCCCGUUCAAGCGCUCCUAAUGGCAUUUGCAGGAAUCCACCGGGCCUGAGCGAAAACAACCAGUAAGUGCUGAGAAAGAUAUGAAGACGCUUUGGGUUGGUGGCUUGAAGAUAGUUGAUCGUUGAGUCUCAAAGCAUCUGAAUUUAGAACCUGGGAAUGAGACUCAGCAAUCAACAAUCUUCCUUGGCUCUGAUUGGUUGGUUUUGUUCAGGCCCAGUGGAUUUGUGAAAAUGCCAUUAGGAGCACUAGAACGAGCCAGAGGCACCAGAUUUUAUUUAGUUUCAGCAAAUAUGACAAAGAAUAUUAUUUUAUAUAAUAUGUAUUUAUAUAAUUUAAAAUGAUCUACUACAGCUUUAAUCCAUCUGUUUUGAAUAAUCGUGUUUCCAAUAACUCGAAGUAACUUACUUAACUUAAUAACUGACUUCAUAGGAAUUCCCUUUUCUUUUAGUGUUUACAUUAUUUUGUGUUGCAUUGAAAAGUGACUUAAAUGCUUAAAUGAGGUGAAGGUUCGAGGUUAGAAGGCAAUGGGAGGUUUUAUAUGAAGAACAAGUUCAGAACAAAUCCAGUCAGCUCCUUAAAUCCAAGACUUUAUUGAGCAUGGUGUUGAUAAAGGACCAACGGGAGCACGAGUGAUUCGUGAAGGAAACAAAUUCCCUGAUUUAAACUAAUCAUUUUAGUAACCACAUUUCUAAGUCUAUAUUUAUCCAGAAUAAAAGGCCUCACCAACAGAGCUGCCCAUUACAGUCCUCCACUGCUGGUCAGUGGGAGUUGCCCAGUCUUCCAGUGCCGGCAGCUGGGAGAGGCUCUACUGGAGCAAAUGAAUAACUUUGAAUUUACCCUUAAUUCCUGUAGAACUUAAAUCCUUGUUACCAUGAAUAACCACUAACCAAUAGCAUUUGUUGGUAGCUGUGCCAACACUUGUGGUGACUGUAGUUUGCCAUUUUCUCCUUGUAAUUUGCUAUGUUUUUAGCCGUGCUAGCGAUUCGUCUCUAGGGAUAGCAGUGUUGGUCUACCACUUUGUGCCAGACUGAAAUAUCUCGACAAUUAUUGGAAGAACUGUGAGAUUCAUGGUGACUAGAGGAAGAUGCUUACUGACUUUAGUGAUCCUUUGACUUGUUCUCUAGCGCCACCAUGAGGUUAAAAUUUUCAAUUAUCCAAUGAAGUAUCUCAUCAUCUUCUAAAGGGAUUGGGACGACAUUUCAGUUUCCAUUUAUUUUGGUGCAGAAGUCCUUACGUUAUAUGUAGGUUAGUGUUCUGCUAUAGCUUCUGUAACUCAGUGCAAAGUAAUUUGUUAGCAUACAAAAAGCUACAGCUUCCAUGAAACUUUACCAGGGCCGCAGUGGAAGUACAGACGCCAUUGUAACUUGGUUUAAUAACAGCUGCUGUUAUUACAGACAUGCCUGAUCUAACCAUGGACUCGCCACUCGCGUCGGUCAAAGAUUUAUGGGAAAUGGUGUUCGUUAAGGCCUCUGAAAUGGAAAUAUUAAUGUUAAAAGAACAUUUUUUUAAAAAUCACAACCCUUAUCAAGACUCGUAAGGAGAGAACCACCUGACAUAGGCCACAUUGAAUGAAGUCUUCUUACUUCUGGAUCCGAACCCGGAAGUUCCAGUUUCACUCCGGCUGGGCUAUACCCGCAAAACUAAUGACAUUUUCAUCAAGCCUCAGCUGUACUUUGUGUUUAAUGCUAGCAAAUGUUAAAGACUUUCUGAAGAGUCCACAAUCACUCCCAACUACACCAGUAUUAAAGAUGGGAUUUAAACCCUCACCUCAUUCCAUAAACCUGAACACAUUAGACCGCUUCAGAUACCAUUGUAAACAUGAAGCAGGAUGUCCAGAAUUGUAAUGUACAGGCUACAUGGUAGGUUCCUGAUGUAGGACAGCUCUUUGUAGAAAGACAAAAAAGACAUUCCUGUGUUGUUCUUAUGAGCUUAGGACAUUUAGAAAACAUUACUAUGAAGGAAGGGUUUUUCAGCAGUUUUAUAGCAAAUGAUUUUGUACAAGAAAAGCUCAGUGAAGGUAUUUGACAAAUUGAAAGUUAUUUUAUUGUAUACUAGCUGCCUGUUGUGGGGACUGUUUAUUGUUAUGGCUUUGUUGAAACCUGAUAUAAGAAAAACCUGUUCUAGACAUAUGUAGGUGGUAACCUACCUCUGCAUCCUGUAUUCAAGGAACUGGGUUUUCUUCUGUAUUAUUUUUAUUUCUUAGAUGGUUUCAGAUUCUUCCUGACCAUUUCUAAUCCAUGUUGGUAAAAUUGGCUGCAAGAAGGUGUUUAUUAAGAUGCGAGACGGCCAGCUUUUGUUUUUAUGUAUGCCUUUUUGAUGAUUAUGUUGUUGACUAUUGAAGACUAGCAUCAGUGCCCUGCAGAAAAAAUAACCCUAUUAAGUGGUUUGAUUGUCUUAUUGUGUAGCCUAUGUGCCAUUUUAGUUUUGAUAUUUGCAUUGUACAGUUAUGUCAGACAUUUAGCUGAUGUACUUAUCCGGAGCCACAUGAAAGUGGCUGGGAACAUGGCUGUUCUGGAGCUUGAACAAACUACUGUUAGAUUUCUAGCGCUAGAGCAGCCUGCCCUAUUAAUGGUUUGUCUUGGCCUUGCAUCACUAAACACAAGUCAGGAAAAGCACUUAAAUCUGAACAAAAAGAAACACUUUUUAGCUACUUUGUAACUCUAAAGCAUUUGCUGAAUUACUAGAAUGUAAACAGAGAGGAGAACAUUUCUGCACAACAGUGCACAUUUAAUUACUUUACAGGUGAUGAGUCUGUUGCCUCCAUUCAGCUAAAUGUUUGAAUUGUCAUUUACCAACACCAUGUCUUCAACUCGUGUGCCAAAAGCUGGUAAUUCAAUAUAUUUAAAACAUUUUUAAAUAAAAAGAAUGCUGUAUUGCAAA